Lethenteron reissneri (Far Eastern brook lamprey) is the source of this 5484-nucleotide messenger RNA. RefSeq lists its product as uncharacterized. Gene Ontology annotation, biological process: signal transduction. The record is from RefSeq and is a predicted model, not a curated record. Gene Ontology annotation, molecular function: protein binding. Lineage: Eukaryota; Metazoa; Chordata; Hyperoartia; Petromyzontiformes; Petromyzontidae.
AUUCAGUCCCAACUGGGCGCUUAUUUCCGUGCAGAAACAACAAGCAGCGGGGACGAUCGAGACAACGCAGUCCGUCGUACGGGUUUCGUCACAAGAGGACAACAAUACUGUACGUCAUGAGCAAACUAAAGGCAAGGAGCUGAAAUGUAAUUGCAAGAACUUGAUUCAGCAGUGGCUUCGGUAUCUGUCGUCAUGGCUUCUGUGAAAAUUGUCCGUGCGAAAUACAGAAAAUUUCCCACUCAUUUUGAAUUGCAAAAUGUGAAGCUGACUAUUGCAGAAGUGGACUCUAUAAUUGGCAAAUUGGAACGAGAAAAAGAGGCUCCAGCCACAGUGGAGGAAUUUGAGAGUGACGUCCGCUCUCUCAAUUUCCUUGCCUAUUUGCACCUGCGUCAACUCCAGCCUGACAAGGCCAAGCCCUUAGUGGAGGGCACCCUACAAAAGGAGCCACGCAACGUGACGGCCCUUGCCAACAAGUGUGAAUUGCAUCUACAGUACUUUGAAAUUACAGAAGCCGAAGCAGCAUUGCGAACCUUGGAGAGGGUAAGCGAAAACAAGGAGUCAAUCGCCAUCGCUUUGUCAGAGCUGGCUUACAGCCUGUCUCGAUGUGGGCCUUGCUCGCAUCUGUCGGCCGCCACAAAGUUUGCAGAGGCCAUCGAGGUGGGCCAGAGUCGAUGCUUGCCUGAGAAGCUUGUGGCUUGGCAUUAUGGAAUGGCUUUGAGCUACAACAGGAGUUUGGCUCUGGAACACAUUUUGGAAAAUCCGGGCGUUGAUGUGGAAGAAAACUUUAAAAUGGCAAUUGCGGCACUUGCCUACGUCGCUAAGUCAGACCACAAGUUUCUGAAGGCCAAAGCGUACGUGAUUCUGGGUGAAAUCACAAAGCACUAUUGGAGAGAUGUCAAGCGCGUCCAAGGCAACAUGUCGCAUGUAAUUGUGAAGCUGCCCGAGGAAAGCCUGACAGUCUUCGAGUGCUUCGAAAGAGCGUAUGAACUGGCGCCUGAGGACCACUGGGUCCUGGGGCGAUUUGGAAGGCACCUCCGACACGUCAAGCAACACGAGCGGGCUCUGGAGAUGUUAAACAGGGCAUGCGACCUCUGCCCCUCGGCCUUUACCCGCCAUCACCAGGGACUUGUGUACCGCUCCAUGGCAUACGAGGCCAAUAAGACCGCUAAUGCAGGUCGAGGCAGAAGCCACAGAGGACAUCCCAGAAGCAGGGGAUAUCAACAACGACGAGAUAGCGAAGGAAGGGGAGCUCAUGGUGGAUUCACUGCAGACAUCUGUGAGUCGUUUUCUGCAAUACGCCUUGAAAAUAAAGAUCAGCGACCAGCUCAUGGUGAGCAGUCCAUUGUGUCAGAUAUUUUCUCUGUUCCAUGCAGAGGGAGGAGAAUGGGGAGAUAUCACUGUUCAAAAACACCAGGUCGCUUACAAUAUUAUGCCGGCACUCGCAGUGAUAAUGAACAAAGAAGAGGCAGAGGUAACACAGUUGCUCUGCAGGAUUACCAAGGAUGGAACAAAUCAGGUCAUGACGGACGUAGUUACCAAAGACAGGACCAAGUUUUAAGCAAUCGCAACACAUCUGCUGGAUAUCCAUCAUACAGGCCCUUGCCAGAGCGGCCAAUCUUUACCCAUGCUUCAUCAGGAUAUAAGAAUGUCACAGAUCCUCGGGCAAAAGAUAACAUGGAUCUUGCCAUUGAAUGCAUCAAAAAGGGCAUAGAACUGUCAAAUGAAACGGCUCACUCCUUGCUGGGGACUUUAGCUGAAAUUUACUCAUCAUUGGGCAAGCAUGAGGAAGCUGAUGAGUGUUUCCGAAAGUCACUGCAAGAAGAUCAAUAUGUCACACACCUUUCCCGUGCUCGGACACUGGAGGUAUGGGGCCUGGCCAUGAAGAAGCGUGGAAUGUUGGAGAAAAGCCAUAAUUACUUUCGCAUGGCUAUUGAAUAUGCAGCCAAAGUAAAAAUUACACAGAGGGUGGCCUUUCAAUUAUUUAUGCACCAACUGAAGGCUUGUCGUGACCCGACACACAAAGACCUUCUGUACCAAUCAACAUUUUUUGAGCUUGUAGGGCGCCACGGUGAUGCUCUCAAAUUACUUUAUGAAGCGCACAGCAUGAAACAGGAUCCAGAAGUACAAUAUAGCAUCAUCAAGAACCUGGCCGCAGAGAAAGAGUACCAGAAGGCGCUGACCUCUUGUGUUAUGCUGCAAUGCACGGAUUCUGCAGACAUUAUAGAUGACCGUGAUCUGGUAGACAUCUCUUUUGGCGCUGUCAAGCAGCGAAUGGCGGAUCUUUCGCUGCAGAAUUCGCAAGUGCUCCGGAACAUCUAUGACCGCCUGCUAAGAAAUUCGUGCAAAGAGCACGAGGUGUUCAUCUUCCAUAACGAGGACGAUAAAAGUGCAGCUUUGGCUGAAAAUGUUCAGGAGCUCGCAAAAGAAAUGGCACAAAUUGAGUGUGUCCCCCUUUGCUGUGUGCCAGGUGGCCAGAUAUUGGUACAAAGCAUCGCGGAGGUACCAGAGAGUUAUGACGCGAUAAUUGUGAUGGUGACUCCAGAGUUUGUUAGAAACGAUGCAGCGAAGAAGCUCUGCCUUUAUCUGCUGCAGGGGUCUUGCGUUCUGCUGUGCCUGUGUGCGCCCUGCGUCUCCGAAAACGACAUCCCUAAGGCCCUGAAGGCAGCGCACCGCGCAAUACUUCCUCAGGGACUGUGCGGCGAAGCUUUCAAAGACAUCGAUCCAUUGCAAAAACUCGAUGUGUGGAGAAACAUCUUUGACAAUUUAUGGGCCGCUAAAAAUGCUGCAUAAAUGAUGGGCAGUACUGAGAAUUGUUGCUGCAGUGAAACUGCCAGUCUGCGUCGGGCGUAGGUGACGCUGCUUGCAGAUCCUCUCAUUUGCGAUAUGCCACGAAAAAAACCCACGACUUUCCUCCUCAAGAGAAAAAAUCGCAGAGGAGAGAGGCGUUUUUUUGCCGUGCAAUUCCCGAAAUUUGAGAAUGAUUCGCAGAUUUUUAUGGAAUUGAGCCUUAUACAUUCAUGUACAGUAUACAUGUAUAUGUUUAGACUGUAUUUAUGUAUAGACAUACUAUACACAUAUCUACUAUUUGGUUCUUUCGGUAAAGUCACCUAUGUGACUUAUAUGGGCACGGGGUGACCAAUACGGUCAUAAUUGGUCUGUAAUAAGGUAGGCAUUGAUAAGGGGUUGACAGGUAUGUGUACGUGUUCUGAAUUCAUGAAAACGUACUAAAAUCCACGAUUGUAUCGCGAUCGGGGGGAGUUUUUGGCCACGUGACUCUUCUCAUCUGCAAUAAUUUAGAAUUUACAACACCUCUAAUGAGCCACGGAGGCUCAUCAGGGCAAAGUGUCCACACCUGCUUAGCCAUCCGGCCAGAUAAUGCCUACGGCCGCCUGUGCAGCUCUUUCAGAGGGCAGCUACCAUAUCUAUUUCCAGGCUGGCACGAGGCAAGUGCCGUCAUUCGCACUACCAAGUGCACUAGGCUAAGGGAAAGCUCUUGACAGCUGGUGAAGGAAGAAUUAGAUGUCGGCCCAAGAGAGGCUGCUGUUGUUGCUGGUGCAGGUACAGGAGUCAUCCAACAUAAAGAAAUGCAGCAAAUUAGACUCGUCAUCAUCAUCGGAAAUGCGUAUGCCACAAAGACUUUUUGAGCCAACCAUUGUCCACUUUCCACCAUGUGUUAGGCCUCCUGCAAGGUUAAGCACGUGUCACGGCAGAUCUGAUGAACCCACGAGUCCCUUGGGAUGACUGACUGGUCGGUGCCAUGAUAGAGACGGCCAAGAUCCACUCUACACUGGUGACGAGUGUGCAAAGCCCUUGAGUUGUUAUUGGUCCAAAGCUCUUGUUCUCUUCCCACAUUAACACCAAAGGAUCUCAAACUUGCAUAUGUGCAACAUCUCCCGUAUCCACCAUUUCCUUAUCUCUUCUGCCCCCUCGACCCCCAUCCACGCCUCCCAUCACAUCCUGACGUCAUUGUUGCAACUCUCUCCUAACCAAACCUCAGAGGAUCCAAAAUGUUUGUGCCACACUCCUUAUCUGCACUCAUAAAUGUUACCGCAUUACAGCAAGUCCCUCGCUAAAGACAGACGUUUGCGUUCCUGAAAUUGCAACAUAAAGCGUAUCCGCGUUAAGCCGGAGUCAUUUUCCCAUCCCGUAAUGUUAUUGUUUUUAUUUUGACAGAGCAGUACACUGUUUUGCAUGUUUAUUUUUACAUUUAUUGUGUUUAUAUAGCAUUUCCAUAAAUAUUCUAUGUGUGAAAGUCAUUUUAAUAUAAAGUGUGUGUAAGAGAGAGAACGAUAUGGCGAGUGAAAAAGAUAAAUCACACAGAUGCACACAGAUGCACACAGAUGCUGGAAUAAAGACUGAGGAAGAGGAAGGCACAGAGGGCAUCAGCCAAGUACCAGCUCCCAGCAUCACCGAACAACGCUGCCAACACCCACGCUGCUCAUAAAAAAUUGUCCAUCACACGCAUAACUCGCGUUAUUGCGGGCGGAAUGUGCGUUAAGUGAAAAACAUUCUUGAAAAGAAAAACAGCGUUAAAGCGAAACUGCAUCGUGUGAACAUGCGUUAAGCGUGGAUUUGCAGAACAGGAGACCCUUGAAAAACGCGGGGGUUACGUUCUUGGAAAGUGCCGUGAAAGCCAAAACCAAAAAUAGACAAAAAAAAUAGACACGUGACAAUUGAAACAAGUACUGUACUGUAUGCCAAAUAAACACCAUGGUAUCAGCCACGAAAGGCCUGCGAAAGGUCUAAAUCAAGAACGAUAACCCGCGAAAGCCAAGGGUUUGCUGUACUUCAGUCCUUUUGCUGGCUCUUAAUCCAGUCGCGGGGGUUGUGGAGAGACAUAAAAACUAUAAAGGGCGCAUAGACUGUGAACAUGCACAUCGUCGUGAAAUGUGACGGAAUGUAAAAUUAUACUGCAUUAUCACCUAAAGGCAAUGUGAAAGAUCUGUCAUUCAAAAACUGCUGGAUAUCUGCCAAAAGUUGUGCCUUAUAAUGGCGUUUCUGAUAAAGUACUGUACAGAUGGUGGGACUUCCCGUUUCGACAGCAAAUGUUUGCUUUGUACUGUAUGCCAAAUUAACACCAAGACAUGUUUAGUUUUCAGCAACCACGAAUAUUUUGAAUUCACCACACAACUGUGUGACACUGAAUUGUCUACUUAAUAUUGUGUAUUGCCUGGUCUGCAAGGGUCUCCCUCGGAUAUCUCAUUGGGCACUCCUGUUUAAUGUAAAUGGAUGUUCAUCUAUUGCCUUUCACGCUGAGACGCAGUUGUCUCUACUUGCCUGAAAUGUUAAUUUUCAUUUCUAUAAAAUACCUUAAAGUUCUUGCAUGCUUAAAAUCUGUAGGCGCAGUUAACUUUCUUAAAGUUUAAUUACUUUACAUUAUUGUUCAAUUUAGUCUUGAUUUGUUAAACGUUUUGAAACAACCAUUGACUUAAAAACAACUUCAUGUAACCCGAUAUGCCCUUGUGUUGCUUAAAUCUCAGCAAU